AUGUCUGCAGAACAAGAAAAGCAUCAGGUCUUGCCAACCCAAGACGUCACUAUCGAUGCCAACGGAGCUGAAAAACCUCCAAUCGAAGUUAUCAAUGACGGCUUUGAAGAAGAAUCUUCUUCUGAUGAUUCUGACUUCAGGUCCAUCUCCAUUGUCACCAAGCUUAAGUCGAGAUUCCCACAGUGGAGACUUGCAUUCCAUGUGUUUUGGGGAUGUUUCUUCACUUCUUGGUGGAUGUCCAUCAUUAUCCAGAAGAAGCACAGAAGUAAAUGGUUGAUUCCAACUAUUUUUUGGAUGAUGAUGAUGGUUAGAUUAAUCACUUUCCACUCUAGAAUCUUGUACGUUUUGUUCGGUUACGUUACUACCGCGUGGAACUAUUGUGUAGACAUCUUAUACACCAAAUUGAUUCCAAACAGAACUCACAGAAUAUUAGCCGCUGCAGCUUUGACUGUCGCUGUUAUUCUUGUUGGUACUUUCGUUCCCUCGGAAACUGAAUACUCCAAGCGUGAGGACCGUGCUGUAUCAUUCUUUGGAUUGGUCGUCUGUAUCGCUGGGUUAUAUGCUACCCUGAAAAAUAGAUCAAAGAUCCAAUGGAGAACUGUUAUCGGCGGUACCUUGAUGCAGUUUAUUAUUGCCUUGUUCGUCUUGAGAACCAAGUGUGGGUAUGAUGUUUUCAACUUCAUUUCUACCUUAGCUAGAGAAUUGUUAGGAUUCGCCAAGGACGGUGUAGCCUUCUUAACUAGUACGGAAGUAUCUCAAUAUGGUAUGUUCUUCUUUACAGUGUUACCAGCAGUUGCGUUCUUCGUUGCAUUUAUCCACAUUUUGUACUAUUUCAACAUUAUGCAAUGGUGUAUUAGAAAAGUUGCAAACCUCUUCUUCUGGGCCUUGAAAGUUACUGGUGCCGAAGCAGUUACUGCUUCAGGCUCUCCAUUCUUGGGUAUUGGUGAAUCGUCUGUUUUGGUCAAGGACUUUAUGCCUUUCUUAACCAAAGCCGAGAUCCAUCAAGUCAUGACCUCUGGAUUCUCUACCAUCUCAGGUUCAGUCUUGGUUGGUUACAUUGGAUUGGGUUUAAAUCCACAAGUUAUGGUUUCAUCGUGCGUGAUGUCUAUUCCAGCAUCAUUGGCCAUUUCUAAGAUGAGAUACCCAGAGACUGAAAUUCCUGUCACUAGUGCAAGAGUCGAUGUCUGCGAGAACUUUGAUGAAAAGGAAGGUAAGCCAAAGAACGUCUUACAAGCCUUUUCUAAUGGUGCCACCUUAGGUUUAAGAAUUGCUGGGUUAAUGAUGAUUCAAUGUAUGUGUAUCAUUGCCCUUGUUGCUCUUAUUAAUGGUAUAUUGACCUGGUUUGGUAACUUCUGGAAUAUCCCAUCGUUGACCUUGGAGUUAAUGGGUUCUUACCUUUUAUACCCUGUCACUUUCUUGUUAGGAACCCCAAGAAGUGAAAUAUUGCCAGUCUCUAAGUUAAUUGCCAUCAAGGUCAUCCAAAACGAAUACAAUGCCUACUCUAUCAUGCUUAGUGACGAGCCAUAUAAAUCCAUGUCUAAGAGAGCCAUAAUCAUUGCCACAUACGCUUUGUGUGGAUUCUCCAACUUGGGUUCUAUGGGUAUUCAAAUCGGUGUUUUGGGAGCUUUGGCUCCAAAGAAGGUUAAGGACAUUGCCCAGGUGAUCAUCUCUGCAUUGAUUUCUGGUUUGUUGGCCACCUUAACAUCCACCGCUAUUGCCGGUAUGGUUAUGCAUGAUUUGACUGGAUUCGACGUCUAA
Molecule: messenger RNA, 1758 nt
Organism: Dujonia railenensis
Lineage: Eukaryota; Fungi; Ascomycota; Pichiomycetes; Serinales; Debaryomycetaceae
Source: the annotation of a GenBank genome assembly